Alosa sapidissima (American shad) is the source of this 2632-nucleotide messenger RNA. It is a transcript of the gene yy1b, whose product is annotated as YY1 transcription factor b. NCBI's taxonomy places the organism in Eukaryota, Metazoa, Chordata, Actinopteri, Clupeiformes, Clupeidae. Gene Ontology annotation, biological process: regulation of transcription by RNA polymerase II. Gene Ontology annotation, molecular function: RNA polymerase II cis-regulatory region sequence-specific DNA binding; DNA-binding transcription factor activity, RNA polymerase II-specific. The transcript has 6 exons. Gene Ontology annotation, cellular component: PcG protein complex; transcription regulator complex. Bases 256 to 1365 code for a protein of 369 amino acids. The record is from RefSeq and is a predicted model, not a curated record.
AUAAUGAUGUUUAAAAUUAUAGGAAUUAAUACAUAUUUGUUGUUAUUCUCCCAUCUGUGAAUUAUGUGUUCACAUGAUUGUUGAAGUCUCGCGAGACUGGAAAUUGGAGCGUAGUGCAGCGUGGUUUGCCGAGUGUGAACCGAGUGAAGUUAUUUGUAUUAUCGAGGAGGGAGGACGGUUAACAGUGCAAGGGGGUGUGUAUAUCUGGGGCAGUGCGCUCAGUGUGUCUGAUCCAGCAAGCUGGCGGAAUUCAAUAUGGCAUCCGGCGAAACGCUGUAUAUAGAAACGGAUGGCUCGGAGAUGCCGGCGGAGAUAGUGGAACUUCACGAAAUAGAAGUAGAAACGAUUCCCGUGGAGACUAUUGAGACUACAGUGGUCGGGGGAGACGAUGAUGACGAACACCAGCCUAUGAUCGCCCUGCAACCGCUUGAUUCAGACGACCAUCACCACCAAGAAGUGAUCCUAGUCCAGACCCGAGAGGAGGUUGUCGGCGGGGACGACUCAGACCUCCGUGCAGACGAUGGAUUUGAGGAUCAAAUCCUUAUUCCCGUCCCCACUUCUGGGGCCGAGGAGGAAUAUAUCGGUCAGACUCUGGUUACUGUUGCAGGGAAAAGCUCCAUAGGGCGGAUGAAGAAGGGGGGAGGCAGUAGUGGCAAGAGAGCGGGCAAAAAAAGCUAUCUAAGCGCCGCAGAAGCCACCGGAAGAAAAUGGGAGCAAAAGCAAGUCCAAAUAAAGACACUGGAAGGAGAAUUUUCUGUUACGAUGUGGGCAUCAGAUGACAAAAAAGACAUAGACCAUGAGACGGUGGUGGAGGAACAGAUCGUGGGGGAGAAUUCCCCUCCUGACUACUCGGAGUACAUGACCGGGAAGAAGCUGCCCCCGGGCGGUAUUCCCGGGAUCGACCUCUCGGACCCCAAGCAGCUGGCAGAGUUUGCAAGCCCCCACAGGUCAGACCCACGCUGGAUGAAGCCACGGAAGGUCAAAGAGGAUGAUGCGCCCCGGACGAUAGCAUGCCCUCACAAGGGCUGUACGAAGAUGUUCCGUGAUAAUUCAGCGAUGCGGAAGCACCUUCACACCCACGGCCCUCGUGUGCAUGUGUGUGCAGAGUGCGGAAAGGCGUUUGUGGAGAGCUCCAAACUCAAGAGACACCAGCUAGUACACACCGGGGAGAAACCCUUCCAGUGCACAUUUGAGGGCUGUGGGAAACGCUUCUCUCUGGACUUUAACCUGCGGACGCACGUGCGCAUCCACACAGGGGACCGGCCCUACGUCUGCCCCUUCGACGGCUGCAACAAGAAGUUCGCCCAGUCCACCAACCUCAAGUCCCACAUUCUCACACAUGCGAAAGCCAAAAAUAACCAAUGAGCCUGCUUCUCUCCUCCCUCUUCUGUCCUCUCUCCUUUCCUAUCCUUUCUCUCUCUCUCCCUCUCUCCUUUUUCUUCUCUCUCUCUCUCUCUCUCUCUCUCUCUCUCUCUCUCUCUCUCUCCCUCUUCUCUCUGUCUCUCUCCCUCUCCCCCCCUCCUUCCAUACGGUUUCUUCUCUCCCCACCCUACCCCUACCGUCCUGGUAGUAGUGACUCAAGGACGUCUUAAAACUCGCCCCAACGAACCUGUAGACAUUUUGAUAACUUAUAUAAACGUGGGCAAGAGACUUAAAAGGAAAAAAAAAAAAGAAGUUCAAGUCUUCUGCAUUCUCCCUCCUCUGAAGCCCCUCCACCCCCCCUACACCCUCCCCCACCAAAAGACUGGCGCUGUAAGGGGGUCUGGGCACCAUGGAAACAACCUUUGACCCCUCCCGCCCCGUCCUGCCCUUGCUGUAUGGAACUCGUGGACAUUUGUCGUCAAGCUGAGCAUUCUUGUCCUUCCUCAGACAGAAACAUGUGGACUGUUACAGUGCUCAGGCCCUUUCUCUCCACUCUCUCACUGGUUUGUGGUUUGUAUUGAUUUUUUUUGUGUUUAGUUUGCCCUCUCCUCCUCUUCUGCUCUCUCUGCAUAGAUGGCGUAGGCCUUUAACUGAGCGAAUGACCGAUUGCUCUUCCAGUGUGCAUAUUGUACACUGGCUUCCUCUCCCCGGACACUAAGUUAGGGUGUGACCUAAGGUCACGAUUUGUGUCCCCCUCAGAACAGUCUCCAGCGCUCCGAUGACCCCCAUUCAGAUGUGGCGCAGUUGCUCUGAGACAAGCUUCAAAAGAAUCCUUAGUUAACGUGUAAAGAGUUUUACUUUUCUCAUGCCUCCUCCUCCUCGUGUGUGUGUGUGUGUGUGUGUGUGUGUGUGUGUGUGUGUGUAACUGUACAGAGUGACUGGUGCUGAUCAUGUUAAAAGGUAGACCACUGUGUUAGACUGAGUGUAAACUGCCCCAAGACCCUUCUGCUCGUCAUGAAUUGCUUUUGUUUGUUUGUCACGGUAUGUUUUCCACAGGGAGGGGGGAGUCUGGAUAAACCCAUGCUAGUUCACCUCCAGUCCAUCAGUUGAAUGACAGACCUUAAAAAAAAAAAUGUUUUUUUUCCUCUUUCUUUGUUAGAAUGUAUUGUAAAGGCAUCGACCAUGAAAAUCCUCUUUGUUAAUACUUUACUGACACACUCAUGUACUUCAGUGACUACAAUUAAAAAAAGACACGGUCCCUACUGUUUUA